This is a messenger RNA of Pseudovirgaria hyperparasitica, 1887 nucleotides long. Its product is annotated as TIP49-domain-containing protein. Lineage: Eukaryota; Fungi; Ascomycota; Dothideomycetes; Acrospermales; Acrospermaceae. Gene Ontology annotation, biological process: regulation of transcription by RNA polymerase II; box C/D snoRNP assembly; chromatin remodeling. The record is from RefSeq and is a predicted model, not a curated record. Gene Ontology annotation, cellular component: Swr1 complex; NuA4 histone acetyltransferase complex; R2TP complex. The transcript has 4 exons. The coding region runs from base 60 to 1472 and encodes 470 amino acids. Gene Ontology annotation, molecular function: ATP hydrolysis activity; ATP binding; DNA helicase activity.
GCGACUACGAAGGUCGCCAACUUCAUCUUCUCAAUCCCUCACUCCCACAUAUCGCAAUCAUGUCGCUGCAAAACAUCACCACCGUCGCCGAAAGCAAAGAGCUUCGCGGGCUCAACCUCAUCGCGGCGCAUUCCCACAUCCGCGGCCUCGGUGUUGAACCGGACACCUUAGAGCCCAAGUCGUCAUCGCAGGGCCUCGUCGGGCAACAAAAGGCACGCAAAGCUGCGGCGGUAAUACUACGGAUGGCACAGGAAGGGAAGAUCGCUGGGCGCGCGGUGUUGAUUGCAGGACCCCCGAGCACGGGCAAGACCGCGAUUGCGAUGGGAAUGGCACAGUCUCUGGGGCCCGAUGUACCGUUCACGAUGCUGGCGUCGUCGGAGAUAUUCUCUUUGGAGAUGUCGAAGACGGAGGCGCUUACGCAGGCGUUCAGGAAGUCGAUUGGUGUGAGGAUUACGGAGGAGAGUGAGGUUAUUGAGGGAGAAGUUGUCGAGAUCCAGAUUGAUCGGAGUGUCACGGGUGGAAACAAGCAGGGCAAGCUCACGAUCAAGACUACUGAUAUGGAGACGAUCUAUGAUAUGGGUACCAAGAUGAUCGACAGUAUGACGAAAGAGAAAGUUAUGGCUGGAGAUGUCAUCUCUAUAGACAAGGCCUCGGGCAAGAUCACAAAGCUCGGCCGCUCGUAUACAAGGUCUCGCGACUACGACGCGAUGGGCGCAGAUACCAAGUUCGUUCAAUGUCCCGAUGGCGAAUUGCAAGUACGACGCGAAGUCGUUCACACCGUGUCUCUCCACGAGAUCGAUGUUAUCAACUCCCGAACGCAAGGUUUCCUGGCGUUGUUCUCUGGCGACACUGGUGAAAUCAGGAGUGAGGUGCGGGAACAAAUCAAUACCAAAGUAGCCGAAUGGAAAGAGGAGGGAAAGGCCGUCAUCGUACCUGGAGUACUCUUCAUCGAUGAGGUUCAUAUGCUGGACAUCGAGUGCUUCUCGUACAUCAACAGGGCGCUGGAAGACGAUCUGGCCCCCAUAGUCAUAAUGGCAAGCAACAGGGGUCAAACACAGAUACGAGGAACCUCAUAUCGAUCACCUCAUGGCCUGCCGUUGGACUUUCUGGAUAGAGUGGUCAUAAUCAGCACAUUGCCAUAUUCAAGCGAAGAUAUUCAACAAAUCCUUUCCAUUCGUGCAGCUGAAGAGGAGAUUGACCUCACGGCAAACGCACUCGCUCUGCUCACGAAGAUCGGAUCUGAAGCAGGGCUACGGUACGCAAGUAACUUGAUCACAACAUCGCACUUACUUGCGCAAAAGCGCCGUGCCAAGGAGGUUAGUGAAGAGGAUGUCGAACGGAGUUUCAAACUAUUCUACGACCCCGGGAGAAGUGUGAAGUUCGUAUCCCAAUUCGAGAGUCGCUUCAUUGGACCCGAAGGUGCUGUGAAUCUAACGGCCACUAACGGUGCAGAGGCAAUGGACGUUUCAUGAGGGGCAAAGUGAAUGGUAGACAGAUUUGAUAGCAAAGGCGUUUAGGCAUAGACACUCGUAGGCAGGCUAAAAGUGAGCACCCUAUGUACCAAUAUUGUAUCGCUAACAGGCGUGAGAAAACUAUGAAUAGUCUAUUGAUGGAACAAUAGAGUCGUGUCAUCAUUCAGGAUAUGCUGGGUGGGCCUUCACUGUGGCGUACAAUAGCUAAAGUUGACGCACUUUCACAUUCUGACUCACGUCAAUAGGCAAAAUAGUUUGGGUAUGAGUAAUCGAACUUAAUUGCACCCCCUUGCCUCUAUAUGCCCCGGCACUGGAAUGACUUUACUUUAAUUCCAUUUACAGUUUUUUGAGAAAUUCACAACAUACCUUUAAUACAUCAACAUGGCAUACGACUUAGAUAUGAAGUCGAGAAAGG